Salpingoeca rosetta is the source of this 2663-nucleotide messenger RNA. RefSeq lists its product as uncharacterized. Gene Ontology annotation, molecular function: dynein intermediate chain binding. The transcript has 29 exons. Bases 69 to 2615 code for a protein of 848 amino acids. Lineage: Eukaryota; Choanoflagellata; Craspedida; Salpingoecidae. Gene Ontology annotation, biological process: outer dynein arm assembly; inner dynein arm assembly; cilium movement. Gene Ontology annotation, cellular component: cytoplasm. The record is from RefSeq and is a predicted model, not a curated record.
CUUGACCACAACGCGCACACAAACCAACAAACAGCAACAAGCAACAAGCAACCGUGCAGACAAGAGGGAUGAUGAACGAGCAUGGUGAUGUGAGGGAAGAGGCUCCACUGGAGCUCUUUCGCGUGAGCACAGACCUGAGUGACGAGGACAAGGCAACGUGCAAGGCUGUGUUGCAGGGUAUCCAGCGUGACCUGAAUUGCCUGUCCGAUGACAAUCGGCUCGUGCGCAAACGCGCCAUGCUGGCCAUCCAAGAAGCAACAGUGAAGAAGUCCAGUGACCUCAGCCCUCGCGUCCUUCACGCUGUCUUCAACGAGAUUCUGAAGCCGCUGCUGAAGAAGUACGAGGACUCCAUGGAAAAGUGCCGCGAGCUCGCCAUUGACACCGUCUCCAUGUUCUUGGCACUGGAGCCAGAGACAUCCAUCUACCUGCCGUACAUUAUUCCAGCAUAUGUUCUUCGUCUCGGGCAAAAGGAGAUCAAGGAGCCCGCGGAGGAGCUGCGGAAGAUGAUGAUGGAUCAGCUGGAGAAGGUCAUUUCUCUUGCCCAACGCGACCUCUCCAUCUACGUCGACGAGCUCACACAGGUCUUGGUGCAAACAAUUGUUGACCCGUUUCCGGAGGUCAAGCGAAUGGGCUGCAGAUGCACAGCCCUGCUUGCCAAGGCUGUGCCUGAUCGCUUUCAUAUGGUCUCGAAGCAGUACGCAAAGCCCCUCCUGGCAACCCUCAACCACCAGCACGCCAAGGUGCGGAACGUGUGCAUUCGGGCAAUCGGAUCCGUUGUCCAGUUUGGCUCCUCGGACAUGCUUGAAGAUUUUCGCACGUCGCUUGCCCAAAAGACCAUGGAUCACAACCCAAACGUUCGCAAGUCCCUCUACGUGAUUGCGGGGCGGUGGCUGCAACAGUACAAGGAGCGGUACAGCUACUGGCACAAGAUCAUCCCAAUUCUCCUCUCUGGUGAAACGGAUGAUGUGCAGGAGAUCCAGACACUUGCACGCGAUGAGUUCAGGAAGGCCGGCACGCUGUAUGAGCAAGAGAACGAGGAGACGCUGAAAGAGAAGCUUGAGUUUGGAUCCCACACGGGCGACAUUCCAUACGGUUGCAUCGACCUCGUCCAACAGAACUUCUCAAAGAUUUAUCCGGGUCUGUUGAAGGACCUUGUUGAUUGGUCCGCAGACACCCGCAGGCAAAGCGCCCGGCUGUUGUACACACUCCUGCAAUACGAAGGCUCGCACGUUACCAUGCAUCUCGCAAAGGUCCUUGAUGGACUGUGCCAGGGCGUGCUGGACGAAGAGGACGAUAUUGCCCAACUGUGCGGCCAGUGCUGUGAGCUAAUUGGGGGCGUUGUCUCCGUGGAGGCGUGGGCAACCAUCCUCAUCCCGCCGCUCACAGCAACAGAUACGCAGACGCGCGGCCGCUGCGCGGACCUGAUUGUGGUCGGGCUCUUCCUCAAGACGGCGCAGCUUGAUGACCUGAAGAGCUUCGCUGGCACCGUCGUCAGUGCACUCGCACACGACAACGUCUGCCAGAGCGAGGAUUUCGAGACGCAGGAGGAGCUGGUUCUCACCAUCAACACCCUCAUUCGCCGCCUUGGCGAGGAUUGCGCUGCAUACAGUCAAGAUCUCUUCAACGCUCUCAUCAACGUGAAAGCAGCGUCCCCACUUGGCAAGGACGUCGAUGUUGCACUCGCGUCCCUCGCAACUGCACAGCAGCUCCAGUCUGCGGAUGAGUUGUAUCGCCGGCACACGAAGCCGCUGUUGGAGGCGCUCUCGACAACAGCGGACAGCUGGACCAAGUACAGCCAACAGCGGCGGGUGUUCACGACGCUGCUCAGUGCGGCCGGCGCUGUUCUUGGCCAACUCCUCGACGUCUUCAUGCCCGUCUUCAUCACAAACUCGAAUCCAGACAAGGACGUGGAAGUGCGCGUGUCGUUCUUCACCCUGCUUGGUCGGCUGCUCGCCAGCGCUCCCGCAACUGUCAACUCCGCAAACGCAUUUGGUCGAUACGUCGUGCCCGUGGUGAACGACAUCAUCUGUCCAAACCUGGUGUGGCGCGCUGGCGAGAAGGCCGCGGCUCUGCGCACAGCUGCAAUGUCCUGUCUCUGGGCGAUGGUGCACGGCGAUCUCAUUGCCUUUGAACACCUCGAGCAGUGCAUGCCCACCCUCCAGCCCUUGCUGAUGUCGUGUUUGGAAGACGAAGAGAUGGAAACACGCCUUCUCACCUGCAAUAUUCUUGAGCGCGUCAUCAUCAUCAACAAGCCUGGAUACAAAUCCUCGUACGCUGGAUAUGAUUCGUUUCACAAGCUGUACCCGGAACUCCUCAAACGCAUGGACGACAGCAACAACGACAUCAGGCACCAAGUGUGCCGCGUGUGGAAGUCCUACUUUGACAUUAUGAAGCAGGCAUACGAUACGCAGCUCUAUCGCGCGCACAUUGAGAUGAUCUUCAGUGGUCUCAUCCUCCACCUCGACGACCCAGACCCGCGCAUUCAGAAAUCCGUGUUUUCGGCGCUGGUGGAGGCCGUUGAUGUACACCCGGAGCUCCUGAAGGAGAAACUCAAGGAGGCGCGAACGAAGCACCGGUCCCCGACGCUGUGCGACGAAUUGAUUGCCAAGUGCUGACCAAUGUUAGGAUCCAACGCAACCAAUAAACACACCAUCACACAGUGG